Messenger RNA from Capsella rubella, 1374 nucleotides. RefSeq lists its product as uncharacterized. Gene Ontology annotation, cellular component: plasma membrane. The coding region runs from base 335 to 1237 and encodes 300 amino acids. The transcript is spliced from 3 exons. The record is from RefSeq and is a predicted model, not a curated record. Lineage: Eukaryota; Viridiplantae; Streptophyta; Magnoliopsida; Brassicales; Brassicaceae.
UUUAAUACCGGAUGCCAUCGUUCGAUCUUACUAAAUAUGUAAUUUUUUUUUGCUUUCUAUUCCUAUGUUUUAAAAGAAGCUAUAUCUUAAAAAAAAAGUUACAUAUGCACACUUCGAUUAGCAUUUUAAAAACUUUGAGUUUGAAUUGUAGUUUCUUGAUUAUGAUUUUCUUUUUCUUGGUCAGCAUCAACCGUUACUCUCAAAGGUAAUUUAAUUUCUUUCGUUUCUUGCACUUAUUUCCCAUUUCAUUUUCCUACAUUCUAAAAUAGAGGUCAUGAUAACCAAAAUAUAAAAUAUUUCCAAAACAAAAAUCAAAAGCUUGAUUGAGAAGGGGAUGAUGACGUGGCCGGCUGGAUCUCCACCCUCACAGACGACGACGCCGGUUUACACUGUGCAGAGCCCACAGAACACAGACGUCGAAAAGAUAUCGACCGUUUCAGGUUUUAGCCCAUACGGAUCACCCAUGAACCGUCAGGGCCACGUCAGCCACUACCACCAUGACUCUGCGGCCGAGUCAUCUUCGACUCCACGGUUCUCUGGCCCAUUGAGAAACGAGUACAGAAGUGUCCAAGUGCAUGAUCUUGACCGCAUAAUCCACGAGGAUGAUGAAGACUACGAUGAAACGGACGGUCCGAAUGAGAUGAGGAGAAGGAAGACGCGGUUUUGCUUGUGGUUGUUGUUUACGUUGGUGUUUGCCUUCACCCUCUUCUGUCUCUCUUUGUGGGGCGUUUCCAAAUCUUUCUCACCUAUUGUAACUUUGAAGGAUAUGGUGUUAGAGAGCUUGAACGUGCAGUCCGGGAGCGACCAAUCGGGAGUGCUCACUGAUAUGCUAACCCUAAAUUCAACGGUCAGGAUCUUGUAUAAAAACCCUGCAACGUUCUUCACUGUCCACGUCACCUCCUCUCCCCUCCAGCUCAGCCAUUCCCAGCUCAUCCUCGCCUCCGGUCAGAUGGAAAAGCUCUCUCAACGAAGGCAAAGCGAAAAAAUCAUUGAGACCAAAGUAAUAGGGGAUCAAGUUCCUCUGUACGGAGGCGUACCGGCUCUUUAUGGUCAACGAGCUAAACCGGACCAAGUCGUUUUGCCUCUUAACCUGACCUUCACGUUACGAUCACGAGCCUAUGUGCUCGGCCGAUUGGUCAAGACUAAGUUCCAAUCGAACAUCAGAUGCAGCAUCACUUUCUAUGGCGAUACACUUGGCAAGAGACUUGACCUCUCCAAGAAUUGUUCUGAUCAUUGACCAAUAUGAUUAUUAUAUAUCAUCAGUUCUGAUUUAGAGGGGAUGAAAUUAUUUCAUGAUAUAAUCGGUGAGAUAUACAUGUAAAGAUGUGAAACUGUUUUUUUUUUUUUUUUAAUAUUACAUUUUUCAUUUUCAUA